AUGCGCUACUUACCUUCAAGUUAUCACAAACCUCUACUGCCCAAUGGCCGCCAUCCGCCCAUCGACUGGCAACUCUACGGGUUCGUUUGCUCAAAUUGUUGGCCACUCGCGAGAGACAUUACGAAGACACGCCGUAUAAUCGACAUGGUGAUUACUGCAAUGCAGUUCAUGUCCGAAAGCAUGGUGCUGUCGGGCGAGACCAUAGCGAUGCGUAACAAUUUGGAUGAUAUCAGUUUUGUCUGUAUGGUAUUGGCGCCAUAUCUGAUACUCAUUGAAUUGAUGCUGCGCGCGUAUAAUAUUAUCUACAAACGUAAUAGUUUUCGUACGCACAUUGAAGAGUUCUACAAGAAGAUCUAUGUGCAGCGCACUUGGAAUCCAGAGCUCUUCGAGCAGAUACGUCGCCAACAUUUGCCCACCAAAUAUUCCACAUUCACCUACAUUAUCACGCUGGUGACCUAUGUCUACGUGCCGAUCAGUGGCUUGGUGAAGAAUGAGCGCUUGGUACCAUUUCCUAUACAAUUCAGUUUUGAUUUCACCGUACCCUGGCCGCGGUAUGUGGUCUUCCUUAUUAUGUCUAUUUGGACUGGAUUUGCUGUUGUCGGUCCACUCGUCUCCGAAGCCAAUAUGCUUGCUAUGCAGAUUUUACAUUUGAACGGCCGAUAUUCUUUGUUAUUGCGCGACUUGCGUAAAAUUGCUCGCGAAGCUAUUGAGGAGCAUGAGAAGUGUAAGGGUAGAGAUAAAAUUUCCGUAACUCAACGUUUUCGCUACAGUCUCUUCGAUAUUAUACGUCGCAAUGUGGAGUUGAAUGAAUUUGCGAAGUCCCUGCAGGAUCAAUACUCUUUUCGGGUGUUCGUCAUGAUGGCACUCAGUGCAACGUUGCUAUGUGUGUUGGGUUUUUUAACGGCGACGCUCGGCUUGACAGCAGAGAAUAUUAGAUUCGUCAGCUGGAUAAUCGGAAAAGUGGUAGAGUUGCUUAUCUUCGGACGCCUGGGAACAACGCUAUCGACAACGACAAAUGAUUUGAGCACCUCGUAUUACUGUUGCGAUUGGGAAGAGAUAAUUUUUCACUCCGCUGAUGCUGAAGAGAAUAGAAAGACAAUGAAAUUGAUAGCCUUGGCUAUACAUUUGAAUAGUAACCCGUUUCAGCUGACGGGCUUGAACUUUUUCGUUGUCAAUUAUGAGACCGUGGUGUCGAUAUUGAGAGGUGCUGGUUCUUACUUUACUGUUAUUUAUGCCUACCGAUAA
Messenger RNA from Ceratitis capitata (Mediterranean fruit fly), 1245 nucleotides. Its product is annotated as odorant receptor 74a-like. Gene Ontology annotation, biological process: detection of chemical stimulus involved in sensory perception of smell; sensory perception of smell. Lineage: Eukaryota; Metazoa; Arthropoda; Insecta; Diptera; Tephritidae. Bases 1 to 1245 code for a protein of 414 amino acids. The transcript has 5 exons. Gene Ontology annotation, molecular function: odorant binding; olfactory receptor activity. Gene Ontology annotation, cellular component: plasma membrane. The record is from RefSeq and is a predicted model, not a curated record.